This is a messenger RNA of Octodon degus (degu), 898 nucleotides long. It is a transcript of the gene Mrps6, whose product is annotated as mitochondrial ribosomal protein S6. The transcript has 3 exons. Gene Ontology annotation, biological process: translation. Lineage: Eukaryota; Metazoa; Chordata; Mammalia; Rodentia; Octodontidae. The record is from RefSeq and is a predicted model, not a curated record. The coding region runs from base 180 to 554 and encodes 124 amino acids. Gene Ontology annotation, molecular function: structural constituent of ribosome; small ribosomal subunit rRNA binding. Gene Ontology annotation, cellular component: ribosome; mitochondrial small ribosomal subunit.
CGUGUGCGCAGCUGCCGAGCCUUAAAUCCCGGGCUCGCGCGGCUGGAGAGUGCUUUCGCCGCCCGGGAGCCUUUCGGCCCAGUCGUUCGCACGUUCCCUCUCGGUGCCCGCCCGGUCCCCGCCCCUCCGCGUCCCGGCACUACGCUCAGUUCGGAGCCCGGCGCGCCGAGCAUUCGGACAUGCCCCGCUACGAGCUGGCUUUGAUUCUGAAAGCCAUGCAGCGGCGAGAGACUGCUGCUGCUUUGAAACGUACAGUAGAAGCCUUGAUGGAUAAAGGAGCCAUAGUACGAAACUUGGAAAACUUGGGUGAGCGAGCACUUCCUUAUAAGAUGUCUGCCCACAGUCAGCAGCACUGGAGAGGCGGAUAUUUCUUGGUGGAUUUUUAUGCACCAACUACAACAGUGCAGAGCAUAAUGGAGCACUUGUCUCGGGACAUUGAUGUGAUUAGACCAAAUAUUGUGAAACACCCUCUAACCCAAGAAGUAAAGGAGUGUGAAGGCAUUAUUCCAGUACCACUUGAAGAAAAAUUAUAUGCCCCAAAGAAAAGGAAGUAGGAAGGACCACAGGUGUGUUAGCCUUUGGUUGACUCCUCUUACACCAAAGGAGCUUGGAUGACUAGAUACAAAUGAGGCCUUUCUCAGAGUUUUCUAGUGGCUUUGCUUUUGCUGUUAUUUUGGUAAGAAGUAGAAGAACUGCUGGCUGAGAACUCCUAUUUGUGGUACUGCGCAUGAUUCUUUAUUUUGUUCUCAUUAGUGUAAUUUCUUUGUCAGUGUAAACAGUAACAUCAUUCUGAAGAACAUAUGUAAAGCAGCCUUGGAUGUAAGCUAAUCAUUCAGACUGUGUAUAGCCAUGCCAAAAGGAAAAAUGAAGACUCCUGUAUUAUAGGGACAACUUUUGA